Molecule: messenger RNA, 2353 nt
Organism: Juglans regia (Persian walnut)
Lineage: Eukaryota; Viridiplantae; Streptophyta; Magnoliopsida; Fagales; Juglandaceae
Product: transcription factor bHLH62
Exons: 8
Coding region: 333-2015 (560 amino acids)
Biological process (GO): regulation of DNA-templated transcription
Cellular component (GO): nucleus
Molecular function (GO): protein dimerization activity; DNA-binding transcription factor activity
Source: RefSeq, a predicted model, not a curated record
CCCCUCCCCUCCCCUCCCCUCCUCUCUCUUCUUGCACUGAGCUUUUGGUUGGCUUUUACUUCACCAAACAUAUUCUCCCUUCCCUCACCCAACUCUUCCCAUUUACCUCAAAUGCAGUCAUAUUGAGCCCACAUUCAAUCAUUCCAACCCCCUCUUCUCUGCUCCUCUUUGCCACACCACCUUCCUUUUAUUAACUCCUAAAUUAGCAAUAGGACCCCAAGACUUCCAACUGGUUAGAGCUUUAGCUGGUGAAUCAUCAGUUUAAGCCCCAAAUAGAUCCCAAUUAGCAAUAACUUUCCUGGAUUUAUCCUCUCUUUUUCAAGUGUUUCUCAAUGGAGAACGAGUUUUUUCUUAAUGCAGGAGUCCCUCUGUCGCUUCAUUUUGAAUCGUCAGCUUCAAUGCCCAUGUGGCACUCUCUUUCAUCCGCCAUGGAAAUUCAAGGGACCGAGGUGAAUUGCUUGUCCGAGCAAUCCCAAGAUUGCUUCUUGAAUCCUAACUGGGAAAAGUCAGCGGAUCAUGGCGUCCACUUCGAUUCAGCCCUGAGUUCAAUGGUGUCCUCACCUGCAGCGUCAAAUACCAACUUGUCCAAUGACAGCUUUGUGAUUAGGGAGUUGAUUGGGAAGCUGGGAAACAUUGGCAAUUCUGGGGACAUCUCGCCGCAUUCUCAGCCCUUGUUAGCUUCUUACAUUGGUGGAAAUACCAGUGCCAACACUUCCUGUUAUAGUACGCCUUUGAAUUCUCCUCCAAAGCUAAACGUGCCGAGGAUGGAUCACUUGGUAAAAGAAAACUUACCCAGCUUGGGAAAAUCGAUGCCUUUGAAUUCCAGUGUGGCAGAUUUCUCUGCUGACCCUGGAUUUGCUGAGAGGGCUGCCAGAUUCUCCCGCUUUGGUAGCAAGAGUUUCAAUGAUCGGACGAGCCAAUUCGGGAUAAAGAAUACUGAUGUCUCUUGUAGAUCGUAUCUACCAAUGGAUACUGAGGGGCUCCCCCGAGUUUCGAGCAGUCCUUCUCUGAACGCACUCGGAUCUCAAAUGGGUGCCCAGGAAAACAACAUUUCCCCAUUGCAGGAUCGGACUGAAUUGGCGAAUUCUCAAGAGGAAUCCACAGUCUCUGAACAAAUUCCAAAAGGGGAGACAGGUUUGAAAGGUUCCAACGAUGUGAAUUCCAGGAAAAGAAAAACGGCUUCCAAGGGAAAAGCAAAGGAGGCUACAAAGGCGGAGGAAGCUAACGACAAGUCGAAUGCAAAGAGAUGCAAGACGACUGAGGCAAAUGGAAAUGAAAAUGGCCCUGUAAAAGCAGAGGAAGAAACUAAAGGAAGUACUAGAUGUGCAGGGGAUGAAAAACAGAGCAAGUCUAGUACAAAGCCUCCUGAGCCUCCCAAGGACUACAUUCAUGUCAGAGCAAGAAGGGGUCAGGCAACCGACAGCCAUAGCCUCGCCGAAAGAGUCCGAAGAGAGAAGAUUAGCGAAAGGAUGAAGCUUCUGCAAGAUCUAGUGCCUGGUUGCAAUAAGAUCACAGGAAAAGCACUUAUGCUCGACGAAAUUAUCAACUACGUCCAGUCAUUGCAACGUCAAGUCGAGUUCCUCUCCAUGAAAUUGGCUUCUGUCAAUACCAGGAUGGAUUUCAACAUGGAUAGUCUGAUGAUCUCCAAAGAUAUAUUUCGAUCAAACAACCCUUCUCCACACGCAAUAUUCCCAUUAGAUUCCUCGGCAUCAGCUUUUUAUGGUCAUCAUCCCCAGCAAAAUCCGGCACUGCAUACCAACGUAUCUAAUGGGACAGCGACACAAUGCCCAGUGGACCCAUUAAAUACUGCACCAUGCCAAAGUCUUGGCGUGCAAUUACCUCCACUCAAUGGAUAUAGCGAGAGUGUCUCUCAAUACCCAAUGUACGGCGAAGAUGACCUGCAAACCAUUGUACAGAUGGGUUUUGGUCAAAAUACCAACGGGGAAACAGCAAUAUUGCAGCCACGAAGGUUCCAUGUCUCAGAUCAAGCAACGCAUGCGAAAGUUGAGCUCUGAUUGCACCAGUCACUAAUUGUUGGCUGUUGUAGUAUAUACAAAGACAACAACAGAUUUAAUUCGGAUUUUUAUUCCAUGAACCACUAAGCCAAUUCAUCUGUAGGUCUCAUGAAGUACUGAACAUUUUUUCCCCUUUAUUUUAGUGUUAUAUUAUCCUGUCAAUGUGAUUUUGUUGUCCAAGUUUUUUGAGGUGUUUCUAUUUUAUUCUCUUUAGAAGUAUCAAGUGUAAAAUCCCAAAAUCAGAAAUAUCUUUUUGGUGCAGAAGUAUUAAAAGCACCACAUGUAAGAUAUAGCAAUUACAGUGCUAAUUAGAGAGGAAGAGUUUUCUUUUCUAGCUA